AUGGGGAGAAUUCAACAACCCGCUUGGAGACUUGAUGGUUAUCGACGAGCGGUUAAUUUCUGUGAAUUACAUGACUUGGGAUAUGUUGGAAAUAAAUUUACUUGGGAAAGGGGAAGAGGUACGGAUGGAUGGGUUUCAGAAAGGUUGGAUAGAGCCCUUGCAACGACUGGUUGGCGUGUACUGUUCAACAGAGCUACGGUGUACCAUAUGGAAAUUGCUUGUAGUGACCAUAUGGCUCUUUUUAUCUCCUUAGGAAUAAGCAUUCGAUAUUCACCUAUGAAGUUUCGUUUUGAAAAUUCAUGGCUUCGAGAAACUGAUGUUAAGGAGGCAGUAGAAGAAGGUUGA
Messenger RNA from Solanum pennellii, 345 nucleotides. RefSeq lists its product as uncharacterized. The transcript has a single exon. The coding region runs from base 1 to 345 and encodes 114 amino acids. Lineage: Eukaryota; Viridiplantae; Streptophyta; Magnoliopsida; Solanales; Solanaceae. The record is from RefSeq and is a predicted model, not a curated record.